This is a messenger RNA of Spirometra erinaceieuropaei, 5988 nucleotides long. Lineage: Eukaryota; Metazoa; Platyhelminthes; Cestoda; Diphyllobothriidea; Diphyllobothriidae. The record is from the annotation of a GenBank genome assembly.
AUGUCCGCCCAGAUGGACGCCCCCAGCGCGGCCUCCUUCGGCGUCAGUCUGACUGAACUCUACGAAAAGGAGAGUCCGGGCGUGCCAGUCGUGGUGCGCCAACUCUGCGCCUUCCUCUGCGCUGUCGGCGGCCUUGAAUGUGAGGGCGUGUUUCGAGUGAACGGCAAUUCCCGCGUGGUGGAGCAGCUGCGCGCCCGCGCUGAGGAGCUCCAGCAGCCGGCAAACAGCAGCGAGUCUGCGGAGACGACCACUUUUCUGGACGAGCUGCAGCGUCAGAACGACGUGCAUGCGGCCGCCAGCCUGCUGAAACUGUUUCUUCGUGAGCUGCCUGGUGGUCUUGUACCAUCUGGCAUCACCAAAGACGUUCUCACGGUACGUCUGCGACGGCGUCUUCGGUUUCUUGUUUGUAUAGUACCUCAGAGCUGGGGCUUUUUACACAUCGAAGCCUUUGUUGUGGUUAUGCGGUGUAAGUGAGUAUGUCUGUACUCAGAGCGCAACUAUCGUCAGGCCAAAUCCCAUGUUUGAAGGGAGAAGGAGACAAAAGGAACCAGAAUGAGGGGGUUAUUGUGCACAGAACCCGGAGUUGUCCUCUCAGGCGGCAGUGGCCAUUGGCGAAACCAGGGUUGGUGUCGACUGCGUCCAGUCAGCCCUGAGAGCCACUGAGAUAGUGGUGGCAGCCGCUUUUGUAGGCUCGUGGGCCAAGCUCAAGUGGUGGCCAGUCAGUGUGUGUUGCAUUUGCCGAGGGGUGGUGUCCCAGUGGCUAAGGCUGUGGUUGCAAGGGGCGGUGCGUUCAAGUGGCCUCAUGGGCAGCUGCGACUGUGCGGACGCAGGUAUGCCCGAACUGUCCAUCGUGUGACUUCAGGUCAGUGCGUCUGGAACGGGUCGCUGCAAGGGGUGAAUGACCUUGAGGCAGCGAGGUCUUGAACAAUGACGCCAGACGAGUCAUGAUGGCUGCCCGCUACACCUUCACGGGGUGAAGUGGUGUUGCCCUAGUGUUGUAUCUCCUGCAUGUUGAACUCUACAACGUUUACUCGUCCGCGACGCCUGCUGAAAAAGGACUUGUCAAGGUGCCAAUCAGUUCAAGGCCAUGAAAUUGAUCUGGGCUGUGGUCCAUCAUAUACGGCGAGGGUUAUGCAGUCAGCAAAAAGUCCCUUAAACGUUGGAUUGCUUGAAAACCCCAGUGAAGAUCCAAUUCACUAACAAAAUCAUACAGAUCAGUUCGCGGAACAAUGCCGGUAUGGGUCAGUACGGCUCAAGAUGGCAAUCCAGGUGUUCCAAACUUCGGGAUAGGGUCUGACUGUCUGACGACGGCUUAUAAGCCAGGAAUGGCCAUUCCAGUCUCCCUUGUCUUUGUCCAUUCUGCUGAUUGAGCUCGAGUGAGAGCCCGUAAGACACAACGGGAUGAGCAAGUUCCGUAAGAAACGAUCGGUGAGCGCCGCUCUACCAUUGUAUAUUCCGAUCGCAACUGACAAGCCAACGAGCACGUGGCUCAGCGGUUAGAGGCGUUGGACUUCUUACUAACAGGUCGCGGGAUGGAGCCCCAGGUGUUCCACUCUUCAGGGUUGGGUAUGACUGAGUGACGACGGCUAAGAAACUAGAAAUGGCCAUUCCAUUCUCCCUUGUCUUUGUCGGUAAUACCAUUCUGCGUAAUCUAAUAUUUGCCUACCUCUUAUUUCCCUUGCCACAAGUAGCAUGACUGCCUCUAAGGCAUACUGAUAAUUUUUUAAUACACCAGUGUCUGUAUUUCUUGCUAAUUCUCCUACUGCAAGUUGGGGUUUUUAUGGGUAUUCAGUGAUGCCACAAUGAGUGGCCGAAAUUCUGAAAUGUACUUUUGAUUAGUUAAGGUUACAUGGGUCGGCUGUAAUAUUUAUUAUCGCGCCGCUUAGUUUCAUGAUAUUUCGGACUCGCCCGGAUAUUGGUCUUCAAGUGCACUUCUUUUUGACCUCGUUUCGACACCGCACUCUGUUAAAAACUACUACUUAAACAAUAUGAAUUUGUCACAUUUCUCAUGGCUUUAUACAUUUAAAUAUAUUUUAUAGAAACAAUGCACAAAAUAUGCCUUUUUAUAGAAAAUAUUCACAAAAAUAUGCUUUCUCACAUUUAUUUGGUAGCAAAUCACGUCGUCCUCGAAGAAAGGGUACAUUUUGGUUUUGACAAGUUUUCCAAUUCCCGAACAAUUUUAAACCAGAUCAGCCAUUGGACUAGCGUUUAGCGAUUUCAGUCUACAAGGUAUAUGCUUUUUUGCUUAGGUAAAAGCAUGUACUCAUUCACACCUUUGAGGAGGUACCAUGUAGAAAUCAAAAAAUUCCAAUGGAUGGGGACGAUGUUGCGCAUUUGAAGAGGAGUAUUAAGAAACGGAAUGGUACGACACUGUAUUAAUGGGCAUUGCUUGGUCUUAAAAAAUUGCAUAAUUAGAAACUUUUUCAAAUCCCAAAGGCACUCUUUCUUCAAGUAUAGAACGUGACGAUGGCGUGAUUUGCUAGCAAAAAAUGUGAGAAAGCUGAUUUUUGUGAAUAUUUUCUACAAAACCACCGAAAAUAGAUGUGAAAAAUGCACACUACCUAAGCAGCCAGCUUUGCCUAGCGCGGUUUUUACAGGCAACAAGGACUUGUAUUAAAAAGCCAACAUUCUACCGAGUUCGAGACAUCAUGGAACUAUGCCGCGUGAUGAAUUUUAUAACCCCAUCCAGGGAAUUUUUCCUAAUCGAAAAAGCAUAUCAAAAUAGUUAAGUAGAUCAACAGUAUUGUGUCUGUUAGGUACGGCUACAUAACCGCAUCUUACAGAGAUUUUGUUUUCGUAGCGCUUGACGAGUUUUUAGGACGCUGCAGUACUUGUCUUUCGUCUGUGUCCGUUUUCACCAAAACGCAUCCUUUGACUGCGAGACACGCUAUUCUGUCAGGUAAGAUAAUAGCAACGCCUACUAGGGACGAAAUGCCCUGCACGUUUAUGUCCUGCUUUAAGAUCUCUUCUCAAAAUUAAUGAAAAUGAAACUAGGGAUUGCAUGAAGGCGCUCUCUUCUCCUUACGCCUAUUCACCCGCGCAGUUGAUCUGCUUUGCGAGGGGUGUUCGCGAAUCAUGGUUGUGGAGCGCAGGGUCGAAACCCAGGUGGACAGCAAUUCCUUGCAGUUUUAUGGUUUCCUCUGCCACACGUAUAUUUUGUGUAACCUCCCCGAUGUCCGUUGCCAGGCAGUUCCCGCCGCUGCGAUCCUGCUAAAUGCGCAGUCAGCACCUGUUUGCGUUCAAAACAGCUGACAUUGUCCUUCCUCGACCCUACAACUUUGCUAGCGUUGACCUACAAUCAUUGCGGCAGGCCUAUGUGUGUUUGUCUUGGAUUCCUUAAUCUAGGCUUCAUCCAGGCAGUUGCGUAGGAUCUUCAUUUAGGAAGAGCUUCCUCGGGACGACAGCAGUUCCAGUUGCCACUGAGCGUCAUAUUCUCUUCGCUCAACUUCACUUGACCUGACACCAGUGCAUACUGGAAGAGGGAGUUAAGAGAGAGAAAUUGCGCUCGAUCUCCCGCAUCAAUUUCUAUUAUUGGCUCAGCGUUUUCUUUGCUCGGUGCAAAAAUCCCACGAAGUCUUUCAGCUCGGAAACUUUCCUGUUGAUAUGCUUCCCUGGUCCUGCUUUGGACUGAAAUUCAGGCUGCAAUAUCUUAACAGGAUACUAGUGUUAUCAAAUAUAUUAUGAUCGUCUUAGUACACGUAUUGGGGCACGAACGAGCGAGGGUUUAGGCUACGUUAGCCAUCCGGCCCUCAUCCGUUCCGAGUUUUUUCACUCCUGUCUUUCCAUUGGGACAUACUUUGUGUUGAACGACUGAGUGAAGUAGGUGCCUUGAAAGCCCACCCUCACUUUUAACAAUAAAUUGCCCUAUCUCUGGCGACGAAUUCGAUCACUGUCCUGCAUAAGAUGUAGGGCUUACUUUUGCUCUCAGCCUUUUCUAGUGAGAUGAACUUGCUUAGCUUUUAUUGCAGUCACUUCGCUCAAUUCUUACUUCCACUGAAAGCGGUACCGUGCCUAGCUGUGUCCUUUGUGGGAUGACUAAUGGGAUGGCUUGAUUUUACAUCCGAUGACCGUUAUUCACGUUACCGUGUCCGUCUGAAUGCUUAAAGUGUAAGGAUCGAGUGAAGGCCCCCAAGCAUCUGCGGCAUGCAGAGAAUAACUACUAUCCUUAUUUUAAUGGGUUUUAGUCCGACAAGAUUAUUGCGGUUUGGUGUUUAAUCGUACAAGGUUGGGUCGUCUGUUGUAGACGGUCUGGUGCAUUAUCUACAAUGACCUCAGCUCAGAGACUUGAGAAGCAAUCGUUGUAGACACAUAAUGUUUAUUUUUUAAAUUUUCCUGCUCAAUUUCGGUUGCUAUAUGUCAAUGCAUUAAAACCUUCCUGCCCAAAAAACAAAUUUGUCGCCGCUUAAAUCAUACUUUAUGCGUUCGUUUUUUAACCAACGUCUUGCUUAGACCUGAACACAGAAUUGCACUUUGUUGUCUGAUUGCAGCCGCCUCUGUCGUAGCCAACAAGCGCUGCUCAAGCAGUUUUGAAUAGGUUGAUGGGACCUUGUAGAUCACUCUGAAGGCCUCUCUGGCGUCUACACGGUGGUCUUUGUCUACCAUGUGCGCGAGGAUCGAGCUGUUGAUGUUCUUUAUUUGUCCCUUUCCUAACCAUGCUGGGAGAUGUUCUUUCAUUCUCUUGGAUAAACGCCGGCUCGUGAGACCAAUAUAUUCUGCCCCACAGGAGCAGGUGAAGGAGUAAAUACACAUAGAGGUGGUCUGAGCUGGUAGUUUGCCCUUGCCCUCGCUGUAUAGGAUGGGACUGGUGGAGAACAGUACACGGGCGUCAGCUGCUGGAAAGGUGUGUGAUACAGCUUGGGUUCGGCGUCUUCCUAAAAGUUCACUUGGUGCAUCCUCUUGAAAUGGGACCCUGAUAUCGGGGGCUUUUGCGGUCUUUCGUCCAUGUUCUUAGCAAUGAAUCGAUCACGAUACCCGUUUCGGCGAAAGAGGUUUUCGAUGAUCGUAAGGUCUUUCUCAAAGUUAUCAGCUGAGCAGAUUCUUCUCACUUUUUCUGUCAAACAGCAGACUAAAUUACGUUUAACGUUUAGCGGUACGAAACUCCCAAAAUGGGUGUGUUGUCCGAACCACGUUUUCUUACGAUAGACGCUACUUCGAAUGCUGCCGUCAGGUCUUCUAUUCAGAAGCACAUCCAGAAAGGGAAGUGAACCGGACUUUUCUUCUUCCAGAGGGAAUUUUAUUGAUGGGUGCGCCUGCUUUACGUCCUCCAGUAGAAUUGAGAUGUCACGUUGUUUCGGUGCAUUUGCGAAUAUGUCCUCCUAGUACCGCCCUUAGUACCUCAGACCGUUGAUCUGGUGACGUAGCCGGAAAGCUUCUAGCUUUCCCAUGAAUACAUUCACCAAAAGCGGGCCAAGGAGCUAACCCAUAACUACGCCGUCCGUCUGUCUAUAAAGAUUGGGGUCAAAUAGGAACUGCAAGUUUAGGUUACUCCUCAAGUACAUUUACUUGAAGGCAUUCACAGGCAUUCCUGUAUCCUGUUGGUUGUCGGCAAUAAAAUCACAAAGGUAGUUGACCGUUUCCGUGACGGGUACGUUCGUACGUCGUCAUCUGGGCCUUUUGUGAGAACCUCUCCUCCCAUUUUCGUCUGAAUGAACUUUUGUCCCUGUCUGCCUCCUUCAGGCCUACGGUUGCCACGACAGUGACACGACUCUUCUGAUUGCCAACGUGAAGCACCUUCUAGCAAGACUGCCUGCACCGAAUUUCCUUCUUUUGCAAUUUCUCUGCUGUUUCCUCAACCAAGUGGUCCGCAGCGAACGCCGAAACAAGAUGUCCGCUACGGCGAUUGGAAUUGUCUUCGGACCCAGCGUGUUUCGCUGUCCAAAGGAGACCGAGGUGAGCUUGCCCUGUAGCUAUCGGCGCAUCCAACCUCUCGCCUCAGGAUUCCCUAUCGUGAGCCACUUUUACUCUCUUAAUUUUGCACUUUUCACAUAG